UCAAGCUCACCUUCCGUGUCUUCACAGGAUACAUCACUUGGACGAUGCGGUUUUGAUUUUAUUUUCUCACACAUAGGCUAAGUCACAGGCGCGCGGCUUUCUGCAUCCUUUCCUUUCCUCGCUGAUUUCAACAGAAUCGGAGCAUCCUCGCAAUGCUGCUGGAACACCCGGGGUCAAGCUGUCAAAACCCCGGAAAUUUCUCCCGAUACGGUUCAGGCCAAGAGAUCCCAGUCUGUGCAGGCUGCAGUCAGCACAUCGUGGACCGCUUCAUCCUCAAGGUGCUGGAUCGCCACUGGCACAGCAAGUGCCUGAAAUGCAGCGACUGCCAGGCACAACUGGCGGAUAAGUGCUUCAGCCGGGGCGACAGCGUCUACUGCAAAGAGGAUUUCUUCAAGAGAUUCGGGACCAAAUGCGCGGCGUGUCAGCAGGGGAUCCCCCCCACACAGGUGGUGAGGAGAGCGCAGGACUUUGUCUACCACCUGCACUGUUUUGCCUGCAUUGUGUGCAAGAGGCAGCUGGCGACGGGGGACGAGUACUACCUGAUGGAGGACAGCAGGCUCGUCUGCAAGGCCGACUACGAGACCGCCAAGCAGAGAGAGGCAGACUCGACUGCGAAAAGGCCACGGACGACCAUCACGGCCAAACAACUGGAGACCCUGAAGAACGCUUACAACAACUCUCCGAAACCUGCCCGCCACGUCCGGGAACAGCUAUCAUCAGAGACAGGCCUGGAUAUGCGGGUUGUGCAGGUGUGGUUUCAGAACAGGCGAGCUAAAGAGAAGAGGCUGAAGAAAGACGCUGGGAGGCAGAGGUGGGGGCAGUACUUCCGCAACAUGAAGAGGUCACGGGGAAGCUCCAAAUCAGACAAGGACAGCAUCCAGGAGGAGGGCAUGGACAGUGACGCCGAAGUCUCCUUUACAGAUGAACCCCCCAUGUCGGAGCUCGGCCACACCAACGGCAUCUUCAGCAGCCUGAGCGAGUCCUCUCCAGCCAUGGGGGGCCGCCAGGGGGGUAACAGCCACGGCUCCUUCCCUCUGGAGCAUGGCGUCCUCCCCUCUCAGGACCAGUUCCAUGACAUCCGCUCCAACAGCCCCUACGGCCUUCCUCAGUCCCCGGGCUCGCUGCAGGCGCUACCCAGACACCAGCCGCUCAUCUCCAGCCUGGUCUACCCCGACUCCGGUCUUUCUAUCAUGACCCAGGGCAGCGGCCCCGGGAUUAACCCGAACAUGAGGGUUUCCAUGGGGGGAGCCAAUGGCCCCAGCUCGGACCUCUCCACUGGCAGCAGUGGAGGCUACCCAGACUUCCCUGCCAGCCCCGCCUCCUGGUUGGACGAGGUGGACCACGGGCAGUUUUGAUUGGUCACCUACAAGAAAUUGGAGGUGUUUCUUUUUCUUUUUUUUUCUGUCUUCUACUGGAUUUUAACAAUUGAGAAAAAGAAUAGUCACCAAGGACAGUGAUUGUGUAAAAGACUAGACUGAACAGGUACUGUUUUGCUCUCCUUGGAUCUCAAUAUUGCUAUUAUUAUUAUUAUUAUUAUCUGAUUAUCAGGUCCGUUUUGUAUCUGUGGUCUGGAUUGAAGCACUGAACAGUGAGAAAUGUCCUUCUUUUCAAAGCACUUGACUGAGCGAUAGUCCUUCCCCAGAGAGAGCUGUACGUAAAGCAAGGAGUCCUGUUGAAGAUGUUCAGUUUUCAGAUAUAGCUGUACACUUUUUUUUUUUUUUCAGAGCAAAACAGACCACAGAUAAAGACUCAGAAAAUUCAAAUGUCAACCAUUUGGACUGUCAUGGACGACCCCUCCUCAUCUUCAUUUCCAUCUCCUGCUACUGCUCUUUGUUUUCUAAAAAUGUCUUCAGAUGCAGAAAUUGGUUAAAAAUUCAGAGUCUUUAAAUGUCUGGUUGUUGCCAAAUGUCUAUAUAUAUAUAUAUAUAUAACGGUUUGUCAUUGUGGAGACUUUAUUUUUAUACAACCCCCCCUCCCUCUUGGACAUGAAUAAGAAUCCACAUGUGAGGACUUUGUACAUUCAUAAACAGGGACAUAGGCAAAAAUGUAGAUGUUGUCUCUUGACUGGUACCUAGGGGUCCAAUUACUUCUAUGCAUUUGUGUGUUCUCAGAUGUACCUUGUUCGUUUUGUUCUACUGAAAACAACUCCAGGGGAGCAUCGCUUUAGAGCCUGGAGUCUGAUGUAUGUGUUUGUUUAUGUGGAAAAUGUUUUAUCUCUUAUUUAUUCCCUCUGAUAAUGACGAUGAUUCCUGAUGAACCGAUACAGGACUUUAAUAAAUUUGUCACCUAAAUCUAAAUGGA
Molecule: messenger RNA, 2301 nt
Organism: Myripristis murdjan (pinecone soldierfish)
Lineage: Eukaryota; Metazoa; Chordata; Actinopteri; Holocentriformes; Holocentridae
Gene: lhx3
Product: LIM homeobox 3
Exons: 6
Coding region: 153-1355 (400 amino acids)
Biological process (GO): neuron differentiation; regulation of transcription by RNA polymerase II
Cellular component (GO): nucleus
Molecular function (GO): zinc ion binding; RNA polymerase II transcription regulatory region sequence-specific DNA binding; DNA-binding transcription factor activity, RNA polymerase II-specific
Source: RefSeq, a predicted model, not a curated record